This is a messenger RNA of Nymphalis io (European peacock), 3926 nucleotides long. RefSeq names its product tafazzin (gene Taz). The transcript is spliced from 5 exons. Bases 364 to 1284 code for a protein of 306 amino acids. Lineage: Eukaryota; Metazoa; Arthropoda; Insecta; Lepidoptera; Nymphalidae. Gene Ontology annotation, biological process: cardiolipin acyl-chain remodeling; inner mitochondrial membrane organization. Gene Ontology annotation, cellular component: mitochondrial membrane. The record is from RefSeq and is a predicted model, not a curated record. Gene Ontology annotation, molecular function: 1-acylglycerophosphocholine O-acyltransferase activity.
UAUUAUUGAUUGUACCAAUUCAUCCUUAUUUGAAACUUGAGAAUAUAUAAUCCAUCAAAAUAAUCGCAUUUAAAAAUAUUUUAAUAUUAUUAAUAAAAUGUUGUGUACCAUGUUAGAUUUAAAUUAUAUUAUAUUAUCGUGUAGCAACACUAAUACCGACCGUCAUGUGAGUUAGUAGUUUGCAUUGUACUUCAUCUUUUCAAGUAAUGUCAUUGUCAAAUGUCACACAAAGUGAAUUAAAUACGAAUGAGCAGCAAGGUUGCACAAGAACGUGAGGUGAAUGGACGUGAAUUUAAAUUCAUGAUAAAAUAAGCAAAAAAUCAAUGUUACUGUAAUGGUUGUGAGUGGUGCGCUCGUGCAAACAUGGCUUACGAUAUCGGGUGGAUCAUCCCGCGCCUGCGGAACCCGGGUCGGCUGUGGUACUGUGCCAGUUCCAUCACGGUGGCAGUGGUCGGUUUGUUCAGCAAGUUAAUUGUAGAGUUUCUCAACAAGACGACGGUGUACAAUCGAGAGGCACUGCUGCGCGCCGUCCAGCGGCCGCCCGAUGUGCCGCUGCUGACCGUGUCCAACCACCACUCGUGCUUCGACGACCCGGGGCUUUGGGGGGUGCUGGACACGGGUACUCUGCUGCGUGGCGCGCGCAUGCGCUGGUCGCUGGCGGCGCAUGACAUUUGCUUCACGAACGCGCUGCACUCCGCAUUCUUUGCGCUCGGGAAGUGUGUGCCCGUCGUGCGCGGAGCUGGAGUCUAUCAGCCGGCGAUGGACUUCUGCGUGGAGCGCCUGGAGCGCGGCGAGUGGGUGCACAUCUUCCCCGAGGGCCGCGUCAACGUGGAGAAGGAGCGCAUCCGCUUCAAGUGGGGCGUGGGCCGGCUCGUGGCCGACAGCGCGGCCCGCGGCUGCGCGCCCGUCGUGCUGCCCGUGUGGCACGAGGGCAUGGACCGCGUGCUGCCCAACACCGAGCCCUACCGCCUGCGCUGCCGCAACCGCCUCUACCUCGCCGUGGGCGAACCCAUCCGCCUGCACGCCCUGCUCGAUAAGUUGAAGAGCGCGAACGCGUCGGAGGAGGAGACGCGGCGCGUGAUCACGGAGCGCAUCCAGGACGAGCUGCUGAAGCUGCGCGAGCACGCGCACGCGCUCAUCCGCCGCGCGGUCGGCGCCGACGAGCCUCCCGCGCGCAACCACAACCACAACCACAACCGCAACCGCAACCACAACCACAACCACCACCACCACUCCGCCGCCGCCGACCAGCACGCCGACCAGCACGCCGACAAGGACCUGUGAGCCCGACCCGUCGCUGCGGUCCUGUCUGUCUAUUGUUUCUGUGCCGACUCGAUCCUCUGAGCGAUCGUGUGACGCGUGCGUCGAGGUUUAUACGACGCGAUGAUAGAAGAUGGCUUUUGUUACGGGGGAACGAUAGCACGUCCGGGCCGGCCCCGGUGUGCCCGGCCCGGGCGCGAUUUUAUAUCAACGUUCGUCGUAGUGCGCCACGUGAGGUUUUUUAUAUUAAGUUUCUAAAUAGAACAAUUAACAUUUUAUACGAAUCUUUACAUUGUUAUGGUUUACAAAGAACGUUUUCAUUUUCCUUGAUUUAAACGCAAAAGUUGAUUGCGCACAAGCAGUUUAUGUACCUAUAUGGAUAUGAUGUUCGAGAGUUAUACAAUUAUUUUGACGUUUAAAUAAAACAAGAAAAAAUAAAACAAGCGAGCGGCAGCUAGCUCGGCUUCUACGAGUAUUUUUUAAAGUCAUUUGAAACCUAGGGUAAUGUCUUUUUUGAAAACAUUUUUAAUAUCUUGUAAUGUUAAAAUAAUGAAUUCGGUAGUUAUGGCCGAAGCAUUUACUUACUACAUAUUCUCUUGUGUUUGAAGGGUUUUCCUAUAUUGGUGUUACGAUCGUGCGUUCUGCUCGAAGUGAGCGAUAGAUGUAUGAUUCACUUAGUUAGAUAAGCGUGUUGAGGGAAGGCGCAACUUAUACAGUUGCACUGAAACUAAAAUAUUCAUAACAAAACUUAUUUUUUUGACAAAAUUGGUGCAAUGAACUAUAAUAUAAUAUGAUAUGCAAUAUACAAUACUAAGAGAUAGUAGAGUGCACUGUGCUCGGUAGCCGCGUCUGUGUUGAGUGUUACCAGUAAGAAAUGCCAUUGCAAACAUUUUAACGUUGUCGCUCUGAAGUUGCAGUUUUUGGCUCGCGGUGGUCGAUGCUUCGCUACAUUUACAUCACACGGCAACUCAGUCUUCUCGUUAGGACCAGUCUACAUUCAAUGUUUCCUGUUAAUAAUUUUUGUUAUUUUAUUUAUACCGUUCAAGUUAUAUUGCUUACUUUAGCGGGUUUUGUAAUUUAUUAUAAUCGCAAAUAAAAUUUAAAAAAAAAACAAUUUUGGUAUUGUGCAGCUAAUAACGAGUCAAAGAAAUCAACAAGAAUUGAAUUGAUUCGACUUAUAAAAUAGUUUUAUUUUCUAAUAUCUCAAUGGAUGUAAUUGUUUACGUAUUUAUAUAAUAAUAUAUUUUUGAGAGACAAACGCUGGCUCGGAGCCGAGUUGAAAUGUUUGUUUAGUGCGUACGUGAUAACGCGAAUCAAUGUUUUCUACCUGUAGUGUGUGCUUGUGUGGUGGUCGGUGUUACUUGCUGUUGGUAUUAGUCUCAAUCAGUAUGAAUAUAUUUAUAAUAUGUUUCAAUAUGAAAAAAUCGUAUUUAUUUUUUAAUUUAUAGUUAUAUAUAUAAUUUUACACAAUAUUUAUUAUAUAGAGCGCCUACAUUUCAAAAAGUUAUAUAAUAUGAAUAAAAACAAUAUUUUAAUAAUUUGUCUUCUUUAUACAUUUUAUAAUAAUUUGGAAAGAUAAUAUUAAUGAAGAAUGUAUUCUUCGUUCAGAUUGUAAAUUAAGAGCUUCCAGUGAGUAUCCUCUUCUAGAAAUAAUGUUUUGAUAACUUUAUACACAGAUCUAGCCACUCGUGUCAUUUACAUUCUGUAUAUCUUCCUCGCCACUACUACUACUACAACUAAAACUGGAAUUAUACAAAGUACUACCCGUCGAAGUGUAAUAGGUCGUACAUAUAACUUACUUUACAUCAUUUAUUGACUUCUAUUGAUCUGUAAUGUGGAAACUUGAUUACACAAAAAUUAACUUAUUCUGAUGUGUAACACUGUAGGUUGUAUGUGUGUUGGAGCGGAAUUAACUACUAGAUGUACGUCGUCAACUGUCGGUGAGCCGCCGUCGCCAUCUCAUGACCAAAGACUGUUCGACUUCACUCGGAGUGAAAAUAAUUAAAUCCAAUAACUAAUAAUAUUAUUUUUGAAGAGAUCAUUAUAUUCAUUCUUAAAGUUCAAUGUUAAAUUAUAGGUAUAUAAUUUAGGUAACUUACAAGCUGUUGUACAUAUCGCUGUGAUGUUAAGUAUACAUAUGUGUUGUGAUCAUGGUCGGCGGGGGGGGGGGGUUUAACUGCGCAUGCGCGUCCGUCUCCUUGUUUGCGUUACCAGUCGAUGAGUUGACGGCGUGUUGCGAGGUGUUCAUGUAAAGACAUUUGUAUAAAAAAGUCUUCCGUCUCGAUAUUAUUUAGUUGUGUUAUAACACUAAAGCACUACUUUACGUUUUCAUACAACUUCGUAAUCGACUAAAAAUACAUAACCAAAAAAAUCGGCUGCUAAAACUUAAUAUUAUUAUUUAAAAAUAGGAUUGUUGACAAAGUAUUUACGUGUACCGUAGGGAGGCGUAAGUUAUGUGAACGUGAACACGCGUCGCCACGGCGCUCGCGGCGACCUCGGUAGCGAGCGCUCGUGAGUCGAAGUUUAAUGUAACCUGUACAAAUUACCAAACUGGACUCCGACCCGAUACCGAGUGUUUUCUUAACCGCGGUCCGGUUCAUACCCAUCUAUGUUCUGGCCGAGGAGUGUUUUUUGAGACUAUGUAUAUUUUUAAUAAAUAAAUGAAU